CGCCGUCGUUUGCGUUACGCUUCCGAGUUGGCCGCAACGUUAUAUGAAACCGUUUUCGGUUGCGGUGUCUGAACAUGUGUGGCCCUAGCGAUCCCGGUUAAGCUCGGACACACACGCCGACGUGCGCCCACCCAACCAUCGUUGUCAGACCAACAGCCGACUAUCUGACGUCCACGCGUACAAAGGGCGACCGUAGACGUGAUGCCUGCGGUCCGCGAGUCGUACCGUGCAAAUUGAAACCCGGUGAAUGGGACUAUGGGAAUUUGUCUGGACACAGACAAAAUUCCCGAUGAUGAGCAUUUUAAAAACGGUUCCAAAGAUAGAGACAAUUGGGAAGCAGAUGAUAUCGAAAAUGCAAACAAAAAUGACGCUGGGAUGUUUGCGUACACAAACGGCCAUGUGAAAUUUGACACACCGAAAGUUCCAGUUAUUUUCGUACUCGGUGGACCUGGAAGUGGCAAGGUCACGCACUGUGACAACUUGAUGAUAGAAAAGCGCGGUAUUGUCCACAUUAACAUGACCGACUUACUACAACAGUACACUGUUGGAAACGAUAUGGAAGACUUCAGCAAACUGUCCAGUAAAACAGUCACUGAAGUAUUAAUGUUGGAGUUGAAAAUGUCUCCAGCGGCCAAAACGUUUUUGGUAUCAGGAUUCCCGAGAAGUAUGCGCGAUGUGGUUGAAUACACAAAUAAGAUAAAAGUUGUAAACGGAGUUAUUUUAAUAUCGUGGAAUCAAAACGUGCUUGAACGCCAAAUCGAUUACGGCGCAAAGUUAGGACAUGUCGUUUUGAGUCUGGCCAGGAUGGAGCUGAACAACUUCUAUAAAAACGUUACUCCGGUGUCGGACUUUUACGACCAGAGGGGAAUGCUCAUUUCGGUGAACGGCGAGCGGAGUCCGACUGAAGUUUAUAACGACUUCCGGUCCUCGGUACUUCAAAUAUUGAGCGCUCACAAAAGUCCGACGACGGUAGCAGUGACCAACGGUACCGUGCCAGUGGACAGAUCGGGUACCGGACAACCGGAAGUCGUCGCCGAGCGCCCGACCAGCAACCACACCGUUGAUAUCGUGCCAGAACCACGGGCCACAGACCUUGUUUUGAAACCAGAAACGUUUCCGCGAACCAUUUGUGUUGUGGGUGGCCCUGGCAGCAACAAGAGUUCAUUGUGCCAAAAAGUACUCCGGGCCAACGCUGGUUGGGGGCAUGUUAGCGUAGGACCUUUAAUGAGAUCACUGGCRUCGUCCUUAGAUUCGCUUCAAGAGACGAUCAGUUGUGGUCACAUCGUUGAAGAGUCGAUAGUUCACGAAAUAUUAGAUAAGGAGUUACUCAAGUAUAAAAAUGCAGAUGGUAUUGUAAUCGAUGGUUACCCAAGAAAUAUUGGACAGCUCAACUAUUUUGAAAAAAAGUAUGCUCAACGGCCRAAGUUGAUAUUAUUGGAUUGCUCAAAGUUGCAGUUAGGUCGCGGAAGGUUAGACGACAGCGUGUCGGCGUUUCGCCGGCGUCUGCAGAGUUUCCGCGAGCAAACUCUACCAAUGCUCAAGGCACUGGACAAAGAUAACCGUUUAGCCGUUGUGGACGGUAACACCGACGAUAAGCGAGUUCAAGAGACGUUCAUCAGCACGCUUGUGGAGACAAUGAAGGGCGAGAACUUUCCAGUUUUCCACAGGGAUGACGACGACCACGGUGACGACGUCAACACUGACAUCGACCCAGAAAAACAAACCACGCCAGCCGUGGUGGUAGGACACGUGGUUUCAGGGCCAGCAGUGCCACGUCAAAACGGACAUUUACCGAACAAAACCAACGAAGACAACAACAAUCGGGAACAGCAUUUGCGUUACGAUGUGCGGAACAUGUACGCUCAAAUAGGAUCAUAUGCAAACGAACCCACACUGUAAAACGUUUAAACCAGUGGUGUGGUGAAGAGGUAAUCGAAAGGUGACCGUCUCCGAGUUUCUUAAGGGGUGGUGGACCGGAAAUAACCUGCUAUACAUGGUUGUUUAUGAUAUUAACUAUAGUACUUAUUUUAGUAUCAAUUAGAAGAGGAAGUUACAAAUAUGACGACAGUUAACUCGCCUUCCUCGGGUUAUCAGCGCUGUAGGGUGGAAGUGAAGCAUUAGAAACUAACCUCAGAAAAAAUGUCAAGAUCACCUUGCCACUGGUUMAAACUGUUUUUUAAAUGGACAUUUAUUAUUUUAUAAUCAUUUGUAUAGAUAUGCCCAACCAUCGUAGGUAUUAUCAUAAUGCAGAGGUGUUUAUUGUUGAAGUCAGCGGUCCACACUACGUGGCAUUUAAAAAAAUCUAUGUGGUCUAAAAACGCACUAAAACUGAAUUUUACAUUUUAAAAUUCAAAAUUCUACACUUAAGGAAA
Messenger RNA from Diuraphis noxia (Russian wheat aphid), 2372 nucleotides. RefSeq names its product adenylate kinase isoenzyme 5. NCBI's taxonomy places the organism in Eukaryota, Metazoa, Arthropoda, Insecta, Hemiptera, Aphididae. Gene Ontology annotation, biological process: nucleobase-containing compound metabolic process. The record is from RefSeq and is a predicted model, not a curated record. Gene Ontology annotation, molecular function: ATP binding; nucleobase-containing compound kinase activity.